Alnus glutinosa is the source of this 886-nucleotide messenger RNA. RefSeq names its product RING-H2 finger protein ATL52-like. Gene Ontology annotation, biological process: protein ubiquitination. Lineage: Eukaryota; Viridiplantae; Streptophyta; Magnoliopsida; Fagales; Betulaceae. The record is from RefSeq and is a predicted model, not a curated record. Bases 109 to 633 code for a protein of 174 amino acids. The transcript has a single exon.
CUCUUCACUCUUACUAGUCAUACCCACUGGGCCACUGCAUAUAAUGAUGUUAACCUUGAAGCUUCUCUACAAAAUUCCAAAUCCUUGGCGAUUUUCACAAACCCAAAAAUGGGCGAUGUACCAGGCCUCCUCACACAGCCGCCGCCUCCCUCUGCGCCAAAACCCCACAUGCCCAUGUUGUAUUACGGCCUCCUGGUUAUUGGAACCGCCGCGCUUCUGCUGGCAGUGUACAACCUACUCAUCAUCAGAUGGUGUACGCAGCGCCGCCACAGCCAGGCUCCGCCGAGACCAAGUCCGUUGGUGGAGAUCUCAGCGGGCGGCCAGAGCUUUGAAAACCUUAACAGGAACUUGUUGUCCAGCUUUAAGUACAAGAACGAAGAUGGAGGAGGAGGAGGAGUGGCACAAGAUGAGUGUGCGGUUUGCUUGUCGGUUUUUGAGGAAGGUGAAGAGCUGCGGACGCUGCCGCGUUGCAAGCACUCCUUUCAUGCUCCAUGCAUAGAUAUGUGGCUCUACUCUCACUCUGAUUGCCCGCUUUGUAGGGCUCCGGUGGGUUCGUGGUGUCAGCGACAUGCCUUGUAUAGGCAGCCGGCGAAUUCUAGAGGAGGUUUGCUGGAUUCAAGCAUCUCAGUUUGAUAGGAUUUUUAUUUUUAUUUUUAUUUUUUAUUUUUCGAUUGAAAAAUACCUUCUCCUUUUUUUCAUUGGGAAUUGAAGGGGAAUUUUGAUACCCUUGCGUGUACGUUUGUUGGUGUCUGUGGGCCUGUGAGGACGAUAAGAACAAAGAAAGAUUGGGUAGGAAGCAGGUUGCACCGAUGGUGUUGUGUCUGGACAAACUUUUUAUCCAAUUCAGUCCAUUAAAUUAAUUGAAAAAAAUAUUAUUCUUUUCAAA